Molecule: messenger RNA, 5379 nt
Organism: Sciurus carolinensis (gray squirrel)
Lineage: Eukaryota; Metazoa; Chordata; Mammalia; Rodentia; Sciuridae
Gene: Ncam1
Product: neural cell adhesion molecule 1
Exons: 23
Coding region: 268-3720 (1150 amino acids)
Biological process (GO): cell adhesion
Cellular component (GO): membrane
Molecular function (GO): protein binding
Source: RefSeq, a predicted model, not a curated record
UCCCCAGUUCCAUCAAAGCGAACCCGGGCCAGCGCAAGGAUCUCCGAGUUGCGAGUGUGCUGAGGCUGGGACUGUCACUCAUUCUCCGAUCAGCGCGUGAACGCAGCUCGGCAGCCGCUGGCAGGAAACAAUUCUGCAAAAAUAAUCAUACUCAGCCUGGCAAUUGUCUGCCCCUAGGUCUGUUGCUCUGCCGCCGUCCACACUCGCUGCAAGGGGGGCCACAGAAUUUACCGCGGCAAGAACAUCCCUCCCAGCUCGCAGAUUACAAUGCUGCAAACUAAGGAUCUCAUCUGGACUUUGUUUUUCCUGGGAACCGCAGUUUCUCUGCAGGUGGAUAUUGUUCCCAGCCAAGGGGAAAUCAGCGUCGGAGAGUCCAAAUUCUUCUUAUGCCAAGUGGCAGGAGAUGCCAAAGAUAAGGACAUCUCCUGGUUCUCCCCCAACGGAGAAAAGCUCAGCCCAAACCAGCAGCGGAUCUCAGUGGUGUGGAACGACGAUUCUUCUUCCACCCUCACCAUCUACAACGCCAACAUCGAUGACGCCGGCAUUUACAAGUGUGUGGUCACUGGUGAGGAUGGCAGCGAGUCUGAGGCCACCGUCAACGUGAAGAUCUUCCAGAAGCUCAUGUUCAAGAAUGCACCAACCCCACAGGAGUUCAGGGAGGGGGAAGAUGCCGUGAUCGUGUGUGACGUGGUCAGCUCUCUCCCCCCAACCAUCAUCUGGAAACACAAAGGCCGAGAUGUCAUCCUGAAAAAAGAUGUCCGAUUCAUAGUCCUGUCCAACAACUACCUACAGAUCCGGGGCAUCAAGAAAACAGAUGAGGGCACUUAUCGCUGUGAGGGCAGGAUCCUGGCACGAGGGGAGAUCAACUUCAAGGACAUUCAGGUCAUUGUGAAUGUGCCACCCACCGUCCAGGCCAGGCAGACCAUUGUGAACGCCACCGCCAACCUGGGCCAGUCUGUUACCCUGGUGUGUGAUGCCGAAGGCUUCCCAGAGCCCACCAUGAGCUGGACAAAGGACGGGGAACAGAUAGAGAAUGAGGAGGACGAUGAGAAGUACAUCUUCAGCGACGACAGUUCUGAGCUGACCAUCAGGAAGGUGGAUAAGAAUGAUGAGGCCGAGUACGUCUGCAUUGCUGAGAACAAGGCCGGCGAGCAGGAUGCAUCUAUACACCUCAAAGUCUUUGCAAAACCCAAAAUCACCUAUGUAGAGAAUCAGACUGCCAUGGAACUGGAGGAGCAGGUCACUCUUACCUGUGAAGCCUCAGGAGACCCUAUUCCUUCCAUCACCUGGAGAACAUCCACCCGAAACAUCAGCAGUGAAGAAAAGGCUUCGUGGACUCGACCAGAGAAGCAAGAGACUCUGGAUGGGCACAUGGUGGUGCGCAGCCAUGCCCGCGUGUCGUCCCUGACCCUGAAGAGCAUCCAGUACACAGACGCUGGAGAGUACAUCUGCACUGCCAGCAACACCAUCGGCCAGGACUCCCAGGCCAUGUACCUUGAAGUGCAAUAUGCCCCCAAGCUACAGGGCCCUGUGGCUGUGUACACUUGGGAAGGGAACCAGGUGAAUAUCACCUGUGAGGUUUUUGCCUACCCCAGUGCUACAAUCUCCUGGUUCCGAGAUGGUCAGUUGCUGCCAAGCUCCAACUUCAGUAAUAUCAAGAUCUAUAACACCCCCUCUGCCAGCUAUCUGGAGGUGACCCCAGAUUCUGAAAAUGAUUUUGGAAACUACAACUGUACUGCAGUGAAUCGCAUUGGACAGGAGUCCUUGGAAUUCAUCCUUGUUCAAGCAGACACCCCAUCGUCACCAUCCAUCGACCAGGUGGAGCCGUACUCCAGCACAGCACAGGUACAGUUUGAUGAGCCAGAGGCCACAGGUGGAGUGCCCAUCCUCAAAUACAAGGCUGAAUGGAGGGCACUAGGAGAAGAAGCGUGGCACGUCAAGUGGUAUGAUGCCAAAGAAGCCAACCUGGAGGGCAUUGUCACCAUCGUGGGCCUGAAGCCUGAGACAACGUAUGAGGUACGGCUGGCAGCCCUCAACGGCAAGGGACUAGGCGAGAUCAGCGCAGCCUCCGGGUUCAAGACACAGCCAGUCCAUAGCCCUCCUCCACCAGCUCCUGCUAGCUCUUCUACCCUUGUUCCAUUGUCUUCACCGGCUAAAGGGGAACCCAGUGCACCUAAGCUCGAAGGGCAGAUGGGAGAGGACGGGAACUCUAUUAAGGUGAACUUGAUCAAGCAGGAUGACGGCGGCUCCCCCAUCAGACACUAUCUGGUCAAGUACAGAGCGAUCUCCUCCGAGUGGAAACCAGAGAUCAGGCUCCCGUCUGGCAGUGACCACGUCAUGCUCAAGUCCCUGGACUGGAAUGCUGAGUACGAGGUGUAUGUGGUGGCGGAGAACCAGCAAGGGAAGUCCAAGGCAGCUCAUUUUGUGUUCAAGACCUCAGCCCAGCCCACAGCCAUCCCAGCCAACGGCAGCCCCACCUCAGGCCUGAGCACCGGGGCCAUCGUGGGCAUCCUCAUUGUCAUCUUCGUGCUGCUCCUGGUGGUCGUGGACAUCACCUGCUACUUCCUGAACAAGUGUGGCCUACUUAUGUGCAUCGCCGUCAACCUGUGUGGAAAAGCUGGGCCCGGAGCUAAGGGCAAGGACAUGGAGGAGGGCAAGGCGGCCUUCUCGAAAGAUGAAUCUAAGGAGCCCAUCGUGGAAGUUCGAACUGAGGAGGAGCGGACCCCAAACCAUGAUGGAGGAAAACACACAGAGCCCAACGAGACCACGCCACUGACAGAGCCCGAGCUGCCUGCUGACACCACAGCCACUGUCGAGGACAUGCUGCCUUCUGUCACCACUGUCACCACUAACUCUGACACUAUCACCGAAACCUUUGCCACUGCUCAGAACAGCCCCACCAGUGAGACCACCACCCUGACCUCCAGUAUUGCCCCGCCGGCCACGGCCGCGCCGGACUCAAAUUCUGUGCCCGCUGGGCAGGCCACCCCUUCCAAGGGGCCCAGCGUUGCUGCUUCCUCCCCGCCCCCAGCUUCAGCCCCUAAGGUCGCCCCUCUUGUUGACCUGAGUGAUACCCCGACCUCAGCUCCUGCCAGCAAUUUGUCUUCUAGUGUCCUGGCCAAUCAAGGAGCUGUCCUCAGCCCAAGCACCCCUGCCAGUGUGGGGGAGGCCUCCAAGGCCCCUGCGGCCAGCAAGCCGACCCCCGCACCAACCCCCACCCCAGCUGGGACAGCCAGUCCCCUAGCAGCAGCAGCAGCCCCUGCCACAGAAGCCCCCCAGGCCAAGCAGGAGGCUCCCAGCACCAAAGGCCCGGACCCGGAGCCCGCCCAGCCCGGCGCUGCGAAGAGCCCGCCCGAGGCAGCCACAGCCCCCGCUAGCCCGAAGAGCGAGGCUGCCUCCGUCAGCGCCACAAAUCCUUCCCAGGGCGAGGACUUUAAAAUGGACGAAGGGAACUUCAAGACCCCAGAUAUUGACCUUGCAAAGGAUGUUUUUGCAGCCCUGGGCUCUCCUGCUCCCGCCGCUGGGGCCAGUGGACAAGCCCCUGAGCUUGCUCCUUCCACUGCAGACAGCUCUGUUUCGCCUGCACCAGCAAAGACCGAGAAGGGCCCUGUAGAAGCAAAGUCGGAGUGCCAGGAGUCAGAAACAAAGCCAGCGCCAGCCGAAGUCAAGACGGUCCCCAACGACGCCACACAAACAAAGGAGAAUGAGAGCAAAGCAUGAUGGGUGACGAGCAACGAGCUGAGAUCAAAAUAAAAAGUGACACAGCAGCUUCACCAGAGCAUUUCCAAUACCACACACGCACACACGCGCACACACACAGUCUCAUUCCUCUAGUGUCUUUUGCCUUUAAAAAAAAAAAAAAAGCUAAACAGAUAAACAUGGGAUCUCCUUUUUGUAGGUUUAUAGAAAGGGCUCCUUUGUUGCACACUCACUUGUAAGAAAAUGAGACAAAAAGGUUAAACCCACAGCCAAACUAGGACACUCCGUUCCCUGAAACCAUUUAAAAAUCAAACAAAAGGACCCCAAAUUAAGAAUCUAGGAAGCUAAGGAAAAAAAAAAAAUCUAGGUUCAGAAAGACCACACUUGGUGUUACCCGAUUGGCACAGACCAGUUUCAGAGAAAUACUUUCAGGCACUAAGACUAACCGAAUGAACAAAGUCCACAGUUUAUUUUUAUACUUUCAGUCAAGUUCGAACUCUGUAAAACCUCAUAAAUAAGUUAUCAUUUCUGUUCACUUUGUAUUUGUUCAGUAUGCAAAGUGUGUCACCUUUCUAGCUGAAUUCAGUUCCCACGUAGACUCUUGUUUUGUAGGAAGAAUGCCAAAUUGCAGCUUCUGGGGGUAGAUCUCAAUUUGCAGUAUUCGGACUUCUUUUGCUUUCUUUUCCUGCGGCUGUUGUUCUGUUGUUUGUGUUGGUUUUCUCCCUUCCUUUCUGCCAACUUUGUUUUCCAGUGUUUACAGGUUGACAAAUGUUUGACUUGGGUUGUGUUUAAAUGUCCAUGUAAAAUAGCUGCUUUUUUGUUGUUGCUGUUGUUGUUGUUGUUGUUGUUGUUGUUUUUCUCUUCUUUUUUUAGAGUAGCAAAUACCGCCUAGAGGUAGGUAGGAUCCUCUCGGGCUUGCUUUAGCACAGGGUGACUUUACAAAAGAUGAUUGUUUACAGUGGUUCUACCCCCUUUUCUGAUUUGCAGUUUUUGCCUGUGUUCAGCUCAGGUGAAAAUCCAUCUCAUUCUGGAAUGGUUUUGCCUUUCUAUUUUCAGUUCUUUUUGUGUUUUCUUUGGGGGUUAGACCACUUUCUGAUUAGCUGCCACCUGCCUGUAUCUGUGACAAAGGAUCUGCCUCCCAGGCGUUCUCGCCCUUCCUUUUGAAGGACUCUUUAGGCUUUGUUGAAUGAAGCAGAGAAGAUUGUAUAGUUGGGGCUGGUCUUGGUGAACACACAUUUAUACCCCAAACAUCCCCUUUUUGUAGAAAGCCAAAUAAAAUAUAUACAUCCCAUUUCCUUUUGAGCCCAGAAUCUAGAUUUGAGCGGAAGAGCAUGUGUGCUUCAGGGAAUUAGUGUCUUUUUUUGGAAAUCUGUUGAAGUCAAGUAACAUCGGCCUUCUGUUCAUUUUAGGCAGCAUUUGUAGAAACAAAGAGAAAAAAAAAAACUACUAUCUGGAGUCAUAACACAACUUUCCUGGAUUGGAAACCAAGUGGGGGAAAAAAAUACAGAAACUUUAAGGGGGAUGGGAGGGGGGAGAAGGGAAAAGCCAGCCCUUUGUAUAGAAAUUUUGCUUUUGUUUCUCAUUCUACUUUAGAACUGCAAGCUUGUGCACUGUGGAUGCGUGAAUAUUUUAGUGUGAAACGUGUUUUUGUCAUAGUAUUGAAAUAAAACUUCAACAUAG